Neltuma alba is the source of this 616-nucleotide messenger RNA. RefSeq names its product protein RALF-like 33. Gene Ontology annotation, cellular component: plasmodesma. Lineage: Eukaryota; Viridiplantae; Streptophyta; Magnoliopsida; Fabales; Fabaceae. The transcript has a single exon. The record is from RefSeq and is a predicted model, not a curated record. Bases 50 to 418 code for a protein of 122 amino acids. Gene Ontology annotation, biological process: calcium-mediated signaling.
CCUCCGACGUCUCUCUCAUCCCCUCCAUUCCAAAACUGACGCUGAAAAUAUGGGAACCUCAAGACGCUCUUACGGCCUCGUGGUAAUGGGGACGAUCUUGGCUUUUCACGCACUUGUCUGCUCAUCCGCCACCAUCGAUUUCGGCGGCCUCUUCCCGGUUAAAUCCGAGUGCCGCGGAUCCACCGCCGACUGCCUACUUUUGGAGAACGAGGGAGAGUUGUUUGGGUCGGAGUUUGAGAUGGAAUCAGAGAUCAGCCGGCGCAUUCUGGCGACCUCGAGGUACAUAAGCUACGGUGCGCUGAGGAGGAACACUGUUCCCUGUUCCCGACGCGGCGCUUCCUACUACAAUUGCCGUCCCGGUGCCCAAGCCAAUCCCUACCGUCGUGGCUGCAGUGCCAUCACUCGCUGCAGAAGUUGAAAUUCUUUUCUCAUUUUCUCUCGUAAACGUUACUGUGAUAUAUAAUAGCAAGAAAAUAGAAUUUCCUUGUUCUCAUCUAUAUCAUAAUCAUUUGUAGUCAUUUCAUAAAAAUAUUCUUAAGAUUUUAUAUGUUAUAUGCUGGCAAAGAGAGAGAUUUAUAAGUUGGAUUGAAUUGAAAUCAUGGCUCAUUAGUAGUCA